This is a messenger RNA of Gaeumannomyces tritici R3-111a-1, 1164 nucleotides long. RefSeq lists its product as hypothetical. The transcript has a single exon. Bases 1 to 1164 code for a protein of 387 amino acids. The record is from RefSeq and is a predicted model, not a curated record. NCBI's taxonomy places the organism in Eukaryota, Fungi, Ascomycota, Sordariomycetes, Magnaporthales, Magnaporthaceae.
AUGUUCCGCCCUGCAUCUGAUGAUACUGCGGCAAUCCCAUCCUUACUUUCCGUAUCGGCGUCGCAGCCGAAGGUCGAUUUCGUCCACCCCGGCUACGACGGCGACUUCAUUUCUGCGGCCUUCCUUUCGCUCCCCCCCCUCGAUGACGGCGGCGUUUGCUUCGAUACGGCCAUUGCGGCCUGCGGUCUUAUAGCCUGCAAUCAAUGGACCGGCUAUCUUUCUACCGACAAGGCCGGCCAGAAUCGCGUCGCCCGGCCGGCGGAUGGCAUCUUGCGCAACCACCCAUAUUACUAUUUCCACGUCCCUGUAACCGGGUCUCUCCCAUACCCCGUCAUCCCCCGUUUUUCAGACUGGGCAUUUCCGCAUGGCAACCUCCCCGCGCCCUGGGCCCGCUUGCAGCUGCAAACAAACCCAAAUAUCCAGGGUCAAUGCAUCGCGACCAAAUACAGCCACGGCGUUGACAGCGCGCAUUGCGUCCCUUCAAGCGAAAGCGAAUGGUGGGAUUUCAACUACAUGGGCCGCUACAGCUCUUCAUCUGCUGUCAAUUUUUCUACCCAGCCUCAGGAUAGUCCUGCCAAUCUGAUACCUCUCCGUGCGGACUUUCAUCGCGUGUUCGACGGGCGCCACCUUUGUUUCGUCCCCAAAGAGGUUAAAACUGCCGAUUCCGCCGCAAUACAAACCUGCCUUUACAUUCAUGUGUUUGUUCCCUCCUACAACGGCCAAGUUGCAGGUCUCUGGCACAACCGCGCUCUGCACCCUUUGCCCCCGGGCCUUUCCAAAGAAUGCCUUUUUGCCCGCUUCGCUUAUACGGUCCUUAGCCCUGCUGUUUUUGCCUCUUCAGUAUUUCUGGGAGGCAGCCGUGUAGCCCGUCAUCUCUGCACCCGCGACCCCAAAACCCAAACCCCAACCGCAAAAAUGGAAAGUCCCGAUAGCUGCCGCAGGAUCUUGCGCACUGCUCGGUCCAGAAGCCCGAGAAAGCGGAGUGCGCCUCCCGGAAACGACGAUGAUGCAGGCGGUUGCAGUGAGGGCGACAGCGACAGCGGGUAUUUCAGCCGAAAAGCUACACUAUCCGGUACCUAUGGUUUACCGUUUCAAUUGCUUGAGGAGGAGGAGGAGGAGCGAGGGCGUAGCCGGAAGCGAGCUCGUGUGAUAGGGGGAGAAUAA